CUUCUGCUGUGAACGAUGGCCAAACCCACCCUGAGAGGGAAUGGCACUAACUCCGAGACCUUCCGACAGCGCUUCAGGAGAUUUCAUUACCAGGAGGUAGCUGGGCCCCGGGAGGCUUUCAGCCAACUCUGGGAACUUUGCUGUCGGUGGCUAAGGCCGGAGGUGCGCACCAAGGAGCAGAUUGUAGAAUUGUUGGUGCUAGAGCAGUUCCUGACCGUCUUACCUGGGGAGAUCCAGAAAUGGGUACAAAAGCAACGUCCAGAAAGUGGAGAGGACGCAGUGGCUCUGGUGGAAGAAUUAGAAAGAGAGCCUGGAAGACCUGGACGUUCGGUCACAGUCUCUGUGAAGGGGCAGGAAGUGCGCUUGGAGAAGACGACACCCCUGAAAUCAUCACGAGAGUUAUUAAGUGUUCGGCAGGAGUCAGUGGAACCCCAGCCCAGGGGUGUACCCAAGAAAGAGAGGGCAAGAAACCCAGACCUGGGACCACAGGAGCAGAUGAACCCAAAGGAGAAGCUCAGACCUUUUCAAAGGAGCGGAUUUCCAUUUCCUAAAUCUAGUGUGGUCUCCAAGUUGGAGCAAGGAGAGCCAUGGAUCCCAGAUCUGGGCUCCAAGGAGAAGGAACUCCCAAGAGGCAGUCACACAGGAGACAAACGAAUGCAUGCUGAUCUGUUACCAUCCAGGAGAGAGAGAAGGUGGGUGGAACAGGAUCACUGGGGCUUCGAGGAUGAGAAGGUGGCAGGUGUGCACUGGGGCUAUGAAGAGACCAGAACUCUCCUCGCAAUUCUCAGUCAAACUGAGUUUUAUGAGGCUCUCCGAAACUGUCAUCGCAACAGCCAAGUGUAUGGGGCUGUGGCUGAGCGGCUCCGGGAGUAUGGGUUCCUCCGGACCCUGGAGCAGUGUAGGACCAAGUUCAAAGGUCUCCAGAAGAGCUAUCGGAAAGUCAAGAGUGGCCACCCACCUGAGACCUGCCCCUUCUUUGAAGAGAUGGAAGCCCUGAUGAGUGCCCAGGUCAUUGCCCUGCCCAGUAAUGGCCUGGAGGACGCAGCCUCUCACUCUGGCCUGGUGGGCAGUGAUGCUGAGACUGAGGAGCCAGAGCAACAGGACCGGCAGCAUAAGGAGGGAGAAGAUGCCGUGACUGAAGAGUCUGACAGUGAGGAAGCGGGCCAGGAGGCCACCUCCCAGGACCCCGACAACUCCACCACACCCGUCCUUUUCCGAAGCCCAAGUGGUGUACACUGGGGCUAUGAAGAGACAAAGACCUACCUUGCAAUUCUUAGCGAGACUCAGUUUUAUGAAGCCCUCCAGAACUGCCACCGCAACAGCCAGUUGUAUGGAGCAGUGGCUGAGCGGUUAUGGGAAUAUGGCUUCCUUAGGACACCAGAGCAGUGUCGGACCAAGUUUAAAAGCCUCCACACCAGCUAUCGGAAGGUCAAGAAUGGCCAAGCACCAGAGACCUGUCCCUUCUUUGAAGAGAUGGAUGCUUUGGUGAGUGCCCGGGGUGCUGCCCUGCCCAGUGAUGGUCGGGAAGAGGAGGCAGCCUUGUGUCCCACCCAGGAGACCAGUGAGGCCGAAGCCGAGAAGCAAGCCGAGGAAGCAGAUGAGGCCAUAGAAGAAGAUUCUGAAGACGAUGAAGAGGAUACCGAGGUACCCCCAGAGGCUAUGACCCGUGCUCCAGUCUUAUUUCAGAGCCCCAGUGGUUUUGAGGCCGGAUUUGAGAAUGAAGAGAAUCUAAAACGGGAUAUUGCUGAGGAAGUACAACUACACAGGACGUUACUUGCAAGGUCUGAGAGGAAAAUUCCCCGGCAUCUUAAUCAAGGUAAAGGCAUUGAGAGUGAAUGUAGAUCAGGAAGACAGUGGGAGAAGACCCCAGGGGAGAGAAGAGGAAAACCAACAUUCCCAGAGAGGAGUUUAGGUAAAGUUCUAAGUCAUCAGAGACCUUACUUGGGGGAGAGACCCUAUAAGUAUCUCAGAUAUGGCAAAAGCUUUGGUCCAAACUCCCAUCUCAUGCAUCAGAUAUCCCCUCAAGUAGAAAAUCCAUAUAAAUGCGCUGACUGUGGGAAAAGCUUCAGUCGGAGUGCACGCCUCAUUAGACACCGGAGAAUCCACACUGGAGAGAAACCUUAUAAAUGUCUUGACUGUGGGAAAAGCUUCCGUGACAGUUCGAAUUUCAUCACCCAUAGAAGAAUCCACACAGGAGAGAAACCAUAUCAGUGUGGUGAGUGUGGAAAACGCUUCAACCAGAGCUCAAGCCUUAUCAUUCACCAGAGAACCCACACAGGAGAAAAGCCCUAUCAGUGUGAAGAGUGUGGGAAAAGCUUCAAUAACAGUUCUCAUUUUAGUGCACAUCGAAGGAUACACACAGGAGAGCGACCCCAUGUGUGUCCUGACUGUGGAAAGAGUUUCAGUAAGAGUUCUGACUUACGUGCACACCACAGAACCCACACAGGAGAGAAACCCUAUGGGUGUCAUGACUGUGGCAAGUGCUUCAGUAAAAGCUCUGCUCUUAAUAAGCACCGAGAGAUCCACACACGAGAAAAACUUCUCUCACAGCCAGCCCCUAAGUAAGCCCCUGAGGAUCUAUGAAGAAAACAGUCUCAUUACAUGUAUUGAAAUUGUUUAGAAAAGUCCUCCAAUAGUGAGAUCCAUCUCUCCUAAUCUGUGCCUGACUAGUAUAGGAAAUACUCUAGAAUUUACGCCACUGUUUGUUCCUAUGUUUCUCCUGGAUCUAGAGUCAAAUUCCCAAAGCAUCUUAAGAAUGAAAGGAAGAUUUGAGCUUCCCUGGUGGCGCAGUGGUUGAGAGCCCGCCUGCCGAUGCAGGGGACAUGGGUUCAUGCCCCAGCCUGGGAAGAUCCCACAUGCCGCGGAGCGGCUGGGCCCGUGAGCCAUGGCCACUGAGCCUGCGCAUCCGGGGCCUGUGCUCUGCAACGGGAGAGGCCACAACAGUGAGAGGCCCGUGUACUGCAAAAAAAAAAAAAGAAUGAAAGGAAGAUUUCAUUCCCUCUCCUUGCCUUUAUCGACGGUAACAGCUUUCCCUCUCAGUGCCUAUGUUGUUCCCUUAAUAGAGAGGACACAAUAGUAGAUCCUAUGAGUUUGACGUGCACCCUUCUUUACUCAUCCUGUUAUAAACUGCAUUUCAACUAGAAAAACCCAUCACAGCAUUUCAUGGAAAAGUAGUGAGAAUUCUCAUUGAAUGGGUGUAGCUCUUUAUAUAGCAAUGGAAAUGCAAAAAAGAAUGACUUUUCCUGCUCACUUAACCCUGUGCUCAGAAUGACACAUAUUUGUCAUUAACACUCUUCCUUUACCUUAAAGAAGGAGAGUUUAAGUGUCCAAUUUGGUUCUGACCUAUAAGUCAUUUUGUCAAGAACCUAGGUGUGCUAUAUGGGGAAACAAUGUAAACCUCGUAUAAAUAUUGAGGUGUGAACCCUGGAUUUCUUAAGUUUCUUCCAAGCCCUAGAAGCUUUGGAAUAGAAAAAUACUGUAUUUACAGCGUCUGGUGUGAUUUUUUUUUUUCUGGUCCAUCUCAUCUGAAUUUCAUGUGUCCCUUGUGGUCCAGAAGCUUAAAGAGCAAGCCAGUAGGAUGCGGUGAUAGGGAAAGCAGUUAGAACUGCCAAGAGGGAAUUGUCCAUAUUCCACACAUGCUAAACACCUGGGCUAGUGUCAUGCACCCUGUGGACAUAAUACUGACCUGCAAUGCGCAGAGGCCACUUGCCACAUUCCCGUGGACUGGGAAAACAGACCACUUUGUGCCAACAACUCUUUACCCUAAUGGUAAGGAGGACAGAUUUUCUUUGGUCAGUGGCGUUGACAAUACUUACACGCACACAUGCACACAUAUUCAACUGUAUACAUCUACUUUUAAAAGCAGCUCUUCAAAUGCAAGUGUAAUUCUGAUCUUUAUGAUCAAAUAGUAUUGAAUUAAUUGCCCACAUGUUCAUAGCAGUAUGAUGAGCAGGUACAGCACAAGUUAAACAGACCCUGUCCUCUUCCUUACAACCUAAAACAGAUGACAUUGACAUGGACAAACAGUGCACAUGUAUAGCUGCAACAGUUUUAGAGAAGUCUAGAAAGCUAGGUAGUAACACUAUGCAUAAAACUUAAGGUCUAAUGCAUUAGAGUUUGGAAAAAAUUUGAGAGGUAUUUUCUUCUCUUUAAUCAGGAAGGCUUCAUGAAGCAGGAAGUGCUCAGAGGGAAGGUUACUGGGUGGGAUGAACUUUCCAAAACUCACUGCAAAAUUGAGUGCUGAAUGGGUGAAAAAUGGGAAAACUGGGGAGCAAGGGAGCAGAGGGCAAAGGACAGACUGUAAGGAAGGUUAGACAAAGCUUGGAGUAGCACAAAAUUGGAGGGGUAGCAAGAUAUGGGCCGUGCAGAAGGCAGAGAGGGACUCGCCUCAGCUAACACAUGGAGUGCCAGGCAGAUCAGGAGAUGGGCUCCUAUCCUCCAGAGUAAAUCAGGUACUGUGCUGUGCUUACUGAAAGGAAACAGCUGACUGGCGCUGGGGAAGAAGGAGGAGCAGUCUUAGGGGACUAGCUCCCAUGGGAGACAAAGGUCAGAAACCAGUAUCUUAAGAAGAUACUUCAAUGGGCAGUUCAGAGGAAAGAAGAACGUGAGUGAUGGCCAAGGCCUGGGAUAAGUAGCUGCAUCAUUAGUCACAGUGAAUGAGUUGGGAUGGGAAUGAGAUCUGAGAGAGAAGUGCGGAGGUAGAAUUUUCUAAAAUCCAUAGUUUACUGUGGUAGAUGAAAGAUUAAUUAGGGUUCUGGUGCUGAGGGAAUUUCCUAAUUCCUAACUCUUACAAAUUAAGGGGAGAUGGUGUCUCAAUUAUGUUGCCUAAGCAGACAGGAAGAUACAAGAAACACGAGUCUAAAGCAAUGCCUCGGGAUCUGAGUUUAGGAAGUUUAGGAAGUGUGCUAUAGUGUUUUUUAAAAAAUGAGAGAUCACUGUCUUCAGUAUAUCUAUGUACAGUCUUGUGGGAAAAGCACUGGUUUUGGUACCAACAGAUACAAAUUCUGGUUCCAGAUGUCUUAUGUGUAAGUCAACCUGCCUCCAUUUCCCUUUCUGUAAAGCAGAACAGUGUUUACACCUUAAUCUGCCUCUCAGGGAUACCAUGUUAAU
Mesoplodon densirostris (Blainville's beaked whale) is the source of this 5109-nucleotide messenger RNA. It is a transcript of the gene ZSCAN29, whose product is annotated as zinc finger and SCAN domain containing 29. The record is from RefSeq and is a predicted model, not a curated record. Gene Ontology annotation, molecular function: RNA polymerase II cis-regulatory region sequence-specific DNA binding; DNA-binding transcription factor activity, RNA polymerase II-specific. NCBI's taxonomy places the organism in Eukaryota, Metazoa, Chordata, Mammalia, Artiodactyla, Ziphiidae. Gene Ontology annotation, biological process: regulation of transcription by RNA polymerase II. The transcript is spliced from 5 exons. Bases 16 to 2565 code for a protein of 849 amino acids.